AUGAAUAAUCAUAAUUUUUUAGAGUUUUAUAAGAUCUGUGGAUUAUUAAAGACAACAAAGAGAACGGGAUGGGUUAACAAUGGCAUUCAUUUACCAGAGUCAAUCUCUGAUCACAUGUAUAGAAUGUCAAUGUUUGCAAUGUCGCUCGGUGACAACACGCUGGGUACUGAUGGCAAACCAAUAGAUAGAAUGAAAUGUAUGAAAAUGGCAUUGGUUCAUGAUCUAGGUGAGUCACUCGUUGGUGACUUUACUCCACACGAUAAAAUAACAAAAGAAGAGAAAUUCAAUUUAGAACAAAAUGCUAUGUUAAAAAUAAAGAGCACAUUAAAUAAUGAUGCUGGUGAAGAGAUUUACAAGUUAUGGUUGGAAUACGAAGAAGCAACUACAUGUGAAGCAUUGCUGGUGAAAGAUUUCGAUAAGUUUGAAAUGAUUUUGCAAGCUUUGGAGUAUGAGAAAUCACAAGGUAAAGAUUUACAAUCAUUUUUUGACUCUACUCGUAAUAGAUUUAAACAUCCUAUAUUCCAAGAUCUUGCUAUCAAAGUUGAACAAGAAAGACCAAAAAAUAAUAAAUAA
Molecule: messenger RNA, 573 nt
Organism: Heterostelium album PN500
Lineage: Eukaryota; Evosea; Eumycetozoa; Acytosteliales; Acytosteliaceae
Gene: hddc2
Product: HD domain-containing protein
Exons: 2
Coding region: 1-573 (190 amino acids)
Cellular component (GO): cytoplasm
Molecular function (GO): 5'-deoxynucleotidase activity
Source: RefSeq, a predicted model, not a curated record